Lactuca virosa is the source of this 672-nucleotide messenger RNA. Lineage: Eukaryota; Viridiplantae; Streptophyta; Magnoliopsida; Asterales; Asteraceae. The record is from the annotation of a GenBank genome assembly.
AUGAUAAGGUAUUUAGCUCUUAAUGAAGCUGAUCGUAUGUUGGAUAUGGGAUUUGAGCCUCAAAUAAGAAAAAUUGUGGAACAAACAGACAUGCCUCCACCUGCAGGAAGACAAACAAUGCUUUUCAGUGCCACUUUUCCUAGAGAAAUCCAGAGACUCACAUCUGAUUUUCUUUCAAAUUAUAUAUUUCUAACUAUGGGACGCGUUGGGUCAAGUACUGAUUUGAUUGUUCAAAGGGUGGAAUUUGUUCAAGAAACUGAUAAAAGAAGCCACCUUAUGGACCUUCUUCAUGCACGAAUAGAUAAUGGGUCAGGCAAGCAACCUCUUACUUUUUUGUCGAGACAAAAAAAGGAGCCGAAUCACUUGAAUAUUGGCUAUGUGGCAAUUCGUUUCCCGCUACUACAGUUCAUGGAGACAGAACACAACCGCUUGAUGACACUUGAAACUGUUAUUAAAAAGCUUAGUGAAGGUGCUGAGAGUCAAGGGGGUCAUGUUCCCUAUCGAGACAGCAAACUCACACGUAUUUUGCAGCCUGCACUUGGUGGGAAUGCAAAUACAACCAUCAUCUGUAACAUUACCUUGGCACAGAUUCAUGCUGAUGAGACUAAAAGCAACCUUGUCACUGAUUCCAAUGUCAAAACAGUAAUGGAAUCAGCCAUGUCUUGCCAGUAA